AGCUCGCGGAACUUCCUCCAUGUGUAGGCUGCUGUCGGAGUGUUUUACGUAACUGUACGUCUGACGUCACAGCCCUUAGUAACCCUCGGCGGCGUCUCCAGGAGAGAAGGCAACAAGAUGGGAUUGCUGUCCAUCCUGCGUAAGCUAAAGAGCACACCAGACCAGGAGGUUAGGAUACUGCUGCUGGGUUUGGACAACGGUGGGAAGACCACCUUGCUCAAACAGCUGGCAUCAGAGGACAUCAGCCACAUCACCCCCACACAGGGAUUCAACAUAAAGAGCGUCCAGUCUCAGGGUUUCAAACUGAAUGUUUGGGACAUUGGAGGCCAGCGGAAGAUCAGGCCGUACUGGAGAAACUACUUUGAAAACACAGAUGUGCUGAUUUAUGUCAUUGACAGUGCUGACAGAAAGAGAUUUGAGGAGACGGGUCAGGAGCUGGCGGAGUUGUUGGACGAAGAGAAGUUGAGUGGCGUUCCUGUGUUGAUCUUUGCAAACAAGCAGGACCUUCUUACAGCCGCCCCCGCCUCUGAGAUCGCAGAGGGUCUCAAUCUGCACACCAUCCGGGAUCGCAUGUGGCAGAUCCAGUCCUGCUCCGCCCUCACUGGUGAGGGGAUUCAGGAGGGCAUGAAUUGGGUCUGUAAGAGCGUCAACUCCAAGAAAAAAUAGCUCCGCUUCCAGUCUUCUGCUUCUCUGGAGGAACAACAACAACUACAACAGCAUCAGCAACACACACUGACACACGUUGCACCCUACUGAGCCUUAGCACGAUGGAAUACACCUGUGAAUGUAAACACACUACUAAUCCAACAUGGACCUGGAGUUUUUAACUCCCCUGCAUUUCCGUAUCACUGAUUCACUAAUCUCAGCACAUCUUCCUGCAUUGGCCCUCCACACGGAGGGCGGGAGGGGCGGCAGUUCAUCUUGAAAGGGAUCCCAUGCCAGGAACUCAACCUCCUCCACUCUGACGACCCGCGUCACCAUUACGGUCCCCACCAAACCCUGACGCCAUCCACGGCCGGUCACAACCUCAAGCAUUCCUAUUAAACGGCUGCCUUUCAUUGAAAUUCCAGCUUGCUCUUUAAAUUUUUUACACACUGCCCUCAAAACCAAAUCCCAAGCCCCCCCCCCCUCCCACACACACUCUCCAAUCACCAUCACCAGCUUUUGCUCCAUUUUAUUCAUCCAGGUUGUGCUGUUUGCUUUAUAUCAUUUCACAAUGGCUCUGUUUGAAGUGAGGUAUAUUUUUGUAAUUGUUUUAUUUAUGGUGAAGUAUAGCGUACUGCUUUCAAGUAGAGUGUAGUGCUUUCAAACAACCAGUGUGACGUGUGUGUGUGUGUGACUUAAAAGAUGUUGGUGAAACAAUUCCAACUCUUCCAGCUAAAGAGCAAUACUGUACAUGUUAAUAUGUAUAAAACAAGAUGAGAUUAAAUGGAUUAGAGGAACUACAUUUUUGGAUCAAGUGUAAAUAGCUCGGCCCUUUGGUUGUAUGUUAUGUUCCGCACAUGUUAUAGAGUAUUUGUUACCCUGCUGUACUUUGUAGACUAUAACGUUUGCAUAUCUACCACAUACAGAUUUCUAACCAAGGUUUACGUACUGUACGUCCCAAUGCAUUUCUUUGUCUCCAAUGGGUUUGUGGAGGGAUUCAGUCUUUUGCCAUUUCAUUUUGAUAUUCUUGAAUGUAAUCUGUCCAGAAUUGAAGGUACUGUAUGGGAAUAAAAAUACAAGAAGUUCUGAA
This is a messenger RNA of Gasterosteus aculeatus aculeatus (three-spined stickleback), 1735 nucleotides long. RefSeq names its product ADP ribosylation factor like GTPase 3b (gene arl3b). NCBI's taxonomy places the organism in Eukaryota, Metazoa, Chordata, Actinopteri, Perciformes, Gasterosteidae. The record is from RefSeq and is a predicted model, not a curated record. Gene Ontology annotation, molecular function: GTPase activity; GTP binding.